Molecule: messenger RNA, 2644 nt
Organism: Sodiomyces alkalinus F11
Lineage: Eukaryota; Fungi; Ascomycota; Sordariomycetes; Glomerellales; Plectosphaerellaceae
Exons: 6
Coding region: 182-2581 (799 amino acids)
Biological process (GO): galactose metabolic process
Molecular function (GO): nucleic acid binding
Source: RefSeq, a predicted model, not a curated record
CUUCUCGCUUGGGCCUGUACAAGCCUUAUCCGACUGUGCCGAACGAGAUAAUCAAGCCCCCGCGGAGUGAUCAUUCACUUUACUUUUUCUUCGUCUUCUUCUCUAUCUCUCCCCCUUUGUGGAUAGCAUUCGGCAAAUAGCCUCUGGCUCUACAGUCUCCCUCUCAGCCUUGACCCAAGUCAUGGAGACCACGCAGGUGUCCGCUGGCGUCUCCAAGCCAUCAUUCGCCAAGGUGGCCGCUUCUGCCUCGAAGGAGAAAGUCGCAGUUUCCAUGGCCCGUCGAGUUGCAGGACCCUCGUCGGCCCAACUGAACAAUAUGGCAACAGCAGCUUCCACACCUGCGGCAGACCCUUCGCCUACCGUCGCGAAUGGAUCCAAUACAACCAUCCAGACGAAUGCCAUCAAGUCACCAGUCGAAGGCGACGCUUCUUCUUCCUCUGGGAAAGCAGCAGCAGCCUGCGACCCCGUUGUGGAUGGUCUCAAGGAACUCAAGCUAGCCGCCCGAACGCCCAGUCUUGUUGUCAACGGCAGCGGGUCCAAUGUCACCGACAGAUCCAAAUCAGUAAAUAGGGAGGGGUCGGACGUCUCACAGAGGGCCGACUCCAGCUCAGAACUGGGCACGAAGCCGCCGAGUCUGGAUGGAAAGAGCAUCACCUCCGGGACGACAUUCGCAUUGGACGAGAAAGAGUCUCUUCGCCCCGAUGAUAGCGCCAGCGUCAAAGCGGCUGCCGCCGAGGAUGACGAUUCCUUCUCUUUUCGGGGACCACUUUUUCCCAAUUCGCGCAUGGGUUCGGACCUGGCUGCCCGGGCAAGAGGAAUCCAGCUCGGCGACAUGCCCGAGAAGCGGCUCCCCCAACCAAUGUCCGGAUCUCUAAGUCAGGGUGUCGCCACGCCCCAGAGCGCCUCAUCGGAUCAACCACCAAUCCCCAAGACGAACAUGGCCAAAAUCACUGAUCUAUCCAACUACAUGCAUGCUCUCCACGGCCAGCAUCCUGAUGAAAAGCUUCUCGACGCCAUGUCGUCCCCCAAAGACCGGCUAUUCCUGUUGCGGCUUGAGGCCGAACUCAUCAAGUUUGUUCAGAAUUCAAAGGAACCAUUCAUGGACUUCCCGCCAUCAAACUCGUUUUGUAGAAUGCUCACGCACAAGCUGGCCGACUAUUACCAUAUGACACACCAAUACGAGCCGCGCAUCGGAUCAGUUCGCAUCUUCCGAACACCUUAUGCAAGGGUCCCACCAUCUUUGGCCAGCAUCGGAGUCCCGGAACCAAAGGCCGAGGCAUUGGUUCCUGUUGUGCUUCCGAAGAAGAUAAUGCGGCGUGGUGAAGAGGGCGAAUUUCCAUCUGCAAGCGGUACGCCAUCUAAGGCAACGUCAGAGGUUGGCAGUAACGACGCAAAGGAGAAGACGGCCGCAGCGAACCAGAAGCUUUCCCGCGAGGAGCGCGAAGAGGCGUACAAGCAGGCACGCGAGAGGAUAUUUGGCAACUCGGACAAGAUAGAAGGGUCUCCAGACAACGAAGGAGAGAACGGCAUGUCUCGGACCAGUUCGCUUUCAGCAAAGGAGAAAUCCAACGCGAAUAAACGGAACAAGAACACGAAGCAGAGGCGGGAUGAUUCUGACUGCCUUGACUCGAGACACUUGUAUGGGCCUUUUGGCCCUCAACAGUCGUGGGUACCACAACCUCAGUUCGGUGGUCCUCCGAAUCCCCAGUAUAUGGGCCCCAUGCAGCAGCAACCAAUGCACCAGCCCUAUGGAAGCCAGAUGCAGGCUGUUUACGGAUCCCCGGCCCAGCCUUUCCCGGGCGCUAUGCCUGGGUAUCCCCCCUAUCCGAACCCACCAACAUAUCCGCCUCAGCCACAGCCCCCGCAACAACAACCCCCUCAGCCGCCUCAACCUAGCCAACAGCGACCACCUCAGAUAAGCCCGAAUCCUGUGGCACUUGCGUACGGAGCUCCUGCGCCUGCGGGACCUGCUCAAGGGUGGCAACAGGGCUACCCAGCGCCCAUGACUGGGCCCGCUUCCAUGACGGCUCCCGCUCCCACGACAGCGCCGUUCUCGCAGCGAGGGGUGUCAGGGCCCCCACCUCAGGUCAUCGUACCAUAUCCGUAUGGUCAGCUCCCUGCCAACAUCAACCCCCAUGAUCCAAAGAGCCAGCACCCCAUUCCAGGCAGUUACAACAGGCACGCCUUCAACCCAAAGACUCAGUCCUUUGUUCCUGGAGGAACAGCCCCUCUUGGCAUGAACCCCGGGCCCGGCCCGAUGCAGCAGCAGCCACAGCCGCAAUCGCCUUUCAGUGCCGCUGGAUCCCACCACAACAGCCCUCAAAUUGGAUCGCCGCACUUGGCAUACGCCGCGUACCAGCAGCAGGUCCCGCCUCCGGCUUAUGGCAUGGUUCGGCAAGGCUCGAACAACUCAAUCCCUCCAUAUCAUACCCCGCCGCAUCAUAUGGCGAUGCAAAGCCCUCUGCCUCAUAUACCUACUAAGCCCGCUGCGCCGCAGGGACCGGCUGGCCAGACAUUUAGUCAUUUGCCGCAAUACGGCAACCCGGCUACACUGCCGCAAAAGCCGAACACGUCCAUUUAGACAAGCAAAGCGUACAUGCUGGUGGGUGGGAGGGGAGGGAUGUCAAGGAUAUACUUAUCUUGG